AAAGGUGAUGUCGUUCUUCAAGUUCCUUAUAAAUCAGCACAUACCACUGAAGACAUAUCAGCAGAAAUUAAAGACAAAUAUCCAGACUGCAGCGCUCAGUCAUACUACGCUUUAGAGAUCGCCAAGAGUAUUCGAAAGAAGGAAAGGAAUGUGUGGUGCUUCCUUGACGAGGUCCCUGAUAAGCUUCUACGAGAUAGUAUUAUAACUUGGCCAGAUAGUCUUAUCCAAGCUUUGCCUAAACAAACCAUCCGCUCAGCGACGGAUCUCAGAGCCGCUUAUAAAGACGACUGGAGAGAAACCGAAUCGAGUCAGAAGAAAGGGGGUCUUGACAUUGAGCAAGAGGAGUUCAAGCGGGCCUGGAUAGUCGCUCAGACAAGAAUGCUUGCCUGCGAAGGCAGUAACGGGGAAGCGAUCCAGGCCAUGCUACCAUUGGCAGAAAUGUUUAAUCAUGCAUCCGACGGCUGCCAUUUAGACUUUGCUGAUAACUUCUAUGAGUUCAGAGCAACUCGAGAUUAUAACUCUGGGGAGGAGGUCUGUUGGAAUUAUAAUCCGCAAUUCAGCAAUGACGACUUAUUAUCCUGCUAUGGCUUUAUUGAAAAGAAUAAUAAGAAAGACUAUUUCAUCUUGGAUGAUUUUAUUCUUAGAGAA
Molecule: messenger RNA, 648 nt
Organism: Fusarium oxysporum Fo47
Lineage: Eukaryota; Fungi; Ascomycota; Sordariomycetes; Hypocreales; Nectriaceae
Product: SET domain-containing protein
Exons: 1
Biological process (GO): peptidyl-lysine monomethylation
Molecular function (GO): protein binding; protein-lysine N-methyltransferase activity
Source: RefSeq, a predicted model, not a curated record